Messenger RNA from Brachypodium distachyon (stiff brome), 1943 nucleotides. Its product is annotated as probable serine/threonine-protein kinase PBL3. Gene Ontology annotation, molecular function: ATP binding; protein kinase activity. NCBI's taxonomy places the organism in Eukaryota, Viridiplantae, Streptophyta, Magnoliopsida, Poales, Poaceae. Gene Ontology annotation, biological process: protein phosphorylation. The coding region runs from base 396 to 1685 and encodes 429 amino acids. The transcript has 6 exons. The record is from RefSeq and is a predicted model, not a curated record.
AGUUUCUGCAAGAUUGCAGCGACCCCACGAGACAGCGACCCAUAGCCCACCGCCGUCCCCUCCCUUUUCCACCGUUUUUGCAGAGGUCGUCGCCUCCUUCAUCCCGAUCUCACAACCCAAGCAGCCGGCCUCCCAAAACCCAUCCAAGUUUCUUGACGUACGACAGGUGCUGGCAGCGCAGGUCUAGGUCCGGGUUGACCCGACGGUUUAGCAUCAUGCUGGUAGUUUCUUGGCAGGCUGCCCUUGUGGCGUAGUGCUGCUUCCUGACGGUUUCUUGUGCCGUGAAUUAGUGGUUGGAUUUGGCCCAGAUCUUUUAAUGGUCUCGUGCCAGUGAUGCGUGCUCGGUAGUUCGGUCGGAGAAGAGAGUAGAGAGGGGCGGAGAGGCGAGAGGUGGGAUGGGGAAUUGCAUGGACACCGUGCAGCAGGUGGAUAUCAACACCACAUAUCCAUCAAAAGGAGGUAGCAGAACAAAUUUAUCGUCAAAUCCUUCGACUUCGACUACCAAAAGUGGUUCUGCUCGGACAAAUUUUACUCUGCCUUCCUCUACAAAUCUGAGCGAGCUUCCUACUCCUAGGACAGAAGGACAAAUUCUGUCAUCACCUAAUUUAAAGGCAUUCCUGUUCGGUGAUCUCAAGAAUGCAACAAAGAACUUCCGGCCAGACAGUCUUAUUGGGGAAGGAGGAUUUGGCUGUGUCUACAAAGGUUGGAUCGAUGAACAAACUCUUGCUCCUUCAAAACCAGGAACUGGCAUGGUUGUGGCUGUCAAGAAGCUAAAACCAGAAGGAUUCCAAGGCCACAAGGAAUGGCUGACCGAAGUUGAUUACCUUGGCCAACUUCAUCACCCAAAUCUCGUUAAGCUCAUUGGUUAUUGUUAUGAUGGUGAUAACCGACUUUUGGUGUAUGAGUUAAUGCCUAAAGGAAGUUUGGAGAAUCAUCUAUUCAGACGAGGUGCGGAUCCUUUACCCUGGGGAAUAAGACUCAAAGUUGCUAUUGGGGCUGCUAGGGGUUUAUCAUUUUUGCAUGAUGAUGAAAAUCAGGUUAUAUACCGUGAUUUCAAGGCAUCAAAUAUUCUCCUUGACUCGGAGUUUAAUGCAAAACUAUCGGACUUUGGCUUGGCCAAAGCAGGUCCAACUGGGGAUAGAACCCAUGUUUCUACACAAGUCAUGGGUACUAGAGGUUAUGCAGCUCCAGAAUAUAUUGCGACUGGUCGCCUCUCUAUAAAGGCAGAUGUCUACAGCUUUGGUGUUGUGUUGCUCGAGCUGCUGACAGGAAGGCGAGCAUUGGACAGAUCAAAACCAGCAACAGAACAGAAUCUGGUUGACUGGACAAAGCCCUACCUGGGCGACAAGCGCCGCCUCUACCGUGUUAUGGAUAUGAAGCUGGGUGGCCAGUACCCGAAGAAAGGCGCUCAUGCCGUUGCUGGUCUCGCCCUGCAGUGCAUCCGUCCCGAGGCCAAACUGCGGCCCCAGAUGUCUGAGGUUCUGGAGAAGCUGGAGGAGCUGCAGGACCCUAAGUACAAUGUGACCGCGCCACAAGUUGACACCCAAAGGACCUCAUCUGGUGUUUCAGUCCCGAGGUCACCCAUGAAAGCACAGCCUUCGCCACGGCGCCCAUCGGCCUCAGCUUCCCCUUUGCCAGCUGUGGGGUCCCCACUGCUGGCUAGUAGGACUGCGCAAGUACACUAGAUGUGUAACCUAGGAUUGGAGAUCGGAAGGCACGCGUUGUUGUUUUUUCUUCUGUGCCCAAAUGAUUGUUGUAUGAAACCUAGGAUGUAUAUAUUUGGUUGUCAUCGAUAGUUGUACUGUACUUUCCAGCGCACGCCUGUGUGACAAGAGACAUGACCAUAUUUUAAGUUCUUUCUGCUGAGGUUAACAUCUUUUGUUGUAUCUUUGAGAUAUAAAAAAUAAAAAAAGAAGAAAAGAUAACGGAUGCUGAAUUGAGCU